AUGUUACCUUCUCUAUGAAGGAAUUCUUUAAAGGCCUGCUCACCAGUGCCAGAACCCAAAGUGAAAGGGAAAGGAAACGAUACCGUGUACGUUACUUUAGUCACUAACCAUACCUACAAUCCAGCGGGAGUCAGCACAUUCUUGAGCGACUUUUCCCAAACAGAGGUCAGUAUUGUAUGUUUAUUUCCAAGCAUGUUUGAAAACUUUCGAUUUUUCAUAAUUCAUUUCAGAUUCAACAAUAUUCUGCGUCGGUUGGAAACUUUUCAGAUCUAA
This is a messenger RNA of Haemonchus placei, 273 nucleotides long. NCBI's taxonomy places the organism in Eukaryota, Metazoa, Nematoda, Chromadorea, Rhabditida, Trichostrongylidae. The record is from the annotation of a GenBank genome assembly.